AUGGCCGGCAACAUAUCCAUCUCGCCAUUUCUGUUCCACCGUUGCUUCCAGCAAGCAUGGUCCGGAUCGCGACGGGCUCGCGUCAACUAUGGCAGCACUAAAUAUGGAAAGAAAUCCGGUGAUAAUGACAUUCUGCAGCUUCCACGGAGGUUUGGAAUUGCUGUAAGUGGUGGCGCCGACUCCAUGGCUCUGGCAUACCUAUGCAAGCAACUGGAGCGUUCUUCUGAUGUUGCUGGGGCCAUUUCUGUCACUGCUUUUGUGGUAGAUCAUCGUGCCCGUCCGGAAAGCACUGUUGAGGCACAAAAGGUUGCUGGCUGGCUUCGUGACAUGGACAUAAGAACCCAUAUUCUCAGUUUGGACUGGUCUGAAAUUAUUUCAAAUCAGAAUCAAUUAUCUUCUACAAAGUCCGGAGUGUCAAGUUCAUUGCCAUCCGCCUUCGAGACACAUGCUCGACGACUCCGUUUCCAAGCCCUUGGCAUAGCUUGUCAUGAGUUCAAACUUGAAACAUUGCUAUUAGGCCAUCAUCAAGAUGACAACGUCGAAACCACCAUUUGGCGGCUCUCCUCCGGGGCAACUGGUUUAGGUCUCGGCGGCAUCCCCGAAGUUGCUCGAAUCCCCGAAUGCCAUGGUCUCUUCGGGGCUUCUGAGAGCUGGUCAACUACAUCAAUCCCGACAAGAUCGCCGACAAAACGCCAACCCAAAAUUCGGUUCGAUAACCAGAAGAAUGGGUUCAUCAGUCUUCCCGACUCAAACAUUAGGACAGAUAAAAUCUACUCCAGUCUCACAUCCAAUGUAAACAUGGCAAGCCCCGGCAUAUUUAUCUGUCGACCUCUACUCUCUUUCACCAAAACAAGUCUUCUGGAGACCUGCCACAAAAACCAAGUCCCUUACGUCUCCGACCCAACAAAUUUCGACCCAACUCUCACACCCCGGAACGCCAUCCGCAGCCUUCGCACCUCAAACUCCUUACCCCGUGCACUUGAAUCACAAUCUAUCCUCUCCCUAAUCCGUUCAAGCCAAGACAUCCUCCAAAGGUCAAACGAGCUUUCAAACUAUCUCCUCUCAUCCCAAUGCCGAAUCCUAGAUUUCAACCCUAAGGCAGGGUCGGCGGUCAUUCAAUUCUUAGAGACAAGUCCAGCAUCCAUGGACCCGCAACUGGCAACACUAUCAGUCUCUCGAAUGCGGCAGAUCCAAACCAUAGUUCUCCGCCGCAUCACAGAACUACUCUCUCCAUUUCCCGAUAGCCAUUUCUCGCUACGCAGCUAUGAACCGCUAGUUCCCAAUGUGUUCCCGGGUCCAGAUGGCUCUGGCUCUCAUGAUGCAGACGCUAAACCCAAUGACCAGAAAAGAAACAAAGCCUUCACGGUAGCGGGUGUUCUGUACCAGCGUCUCUCGAACGAAAACUCCACGUUUGAUAAGUCCCAAAACACACAUCUCGGUGAUAAUAUCUGGUUGUUAUCCCGACAACCAUUUAUGAAAGGUCGUGACCCCGUGACGCAAAUUAACGUCUCGCCCAGUGGGAGUUUUACUCCGUGGGUUUUAUGGGAUAACCGGUACUGGAUGCGACUUCGUCUUGUUCCAAUCGACCGUGAUCCCAAUGAACUGGAGGAUAAUUUGAUAAGUCUUACUCUUACGAUACGACCGUUCCACAAAUUUGAUAUGGAACGGAUACGCAAGGAUGCGGUUAUUUCAAGGCAGGGGAAAAUGAAGGAUUCUGCUGCUGGACAGGAAAUUCCCGGGAUUUUUGAGCACCUUAAAGCCGUCUUGUCUGCCGAGGCGCCUGCUCAGCUGCGCUUCACUUUACCUGUGAUAUCAAGGGAAGGUAUAAUUUCUAAGCCAGGAAAGCCUCUGGGUCAGAAGGUUUGGCAACAGCUGGCAUUACCGACUUUGGACUAUCGUCUAUCCGGUCAUUCAACCAAGUACGCCUCUCCCAAUGAGGUGGAAUUGAUACACCUACGCUGUCGCUGGAACCUGAAAUGGCAGUGGAUGUACAAAAUGAUUGACACUGAGGCACUACGCCUGAUGGACUGGCCGGUGGGUAAAGAUACCGAAGACUCUUAG
This is a messenger RNA of Penicillium robsamsonii, 2061 nucleotides long. RefSeq names its product tRNA lysidine(34) synthetase. Bases 1 to 2061 code for a protein of 686 amino acids. Gene Ontology annotation, molecular function: ATP binding; ligase activity, forming carbon-nitrogen bonds. The transcript is spliced from 3 exons. The record is from RefSeq and is a predicted model, not a curated record. Lineage: Eukaryota; Fungi; Ascomycota; Eurotiomycetes; Eurotiales; Aspergillaceae. Gene Ontology annotation, biological process: tRNA processing.